AUGCAGAUGUUCUUGCUGUGCACCGUGCUGCUCGUGCUGGAGGCGCGCGGCCUCUCCUCCUCCGGCCCGUCCGGCUGGAGCGCGCGCGGUAAGUACGCGGUGAACUGUCCGGAGCGCUGCGAUGCCGCGCGCUGCGGGGGAACGCCGGGCUGCGCGCGCACGGUGCUGGACGACUGCGGCUGCUGCAGGGUGUGCACCGCGCGCCGUGGGGAGCACUGUUACCGCACCGUGUCCGGUACCCACGGGGUGAAGUGCGGGCCCGGGCUCCACUGCCACUUCUACAAGGACGAGGACGAGUACGGGGACGAGUACGGAGUGUGCAGAGACUGCCCGUACGGAACUUUCGGGGUCGAGUGUCGGCACACGUGCAACUGUAAGGCGGGAGGACUCUGCGACAGGGAGACGGGCGCCUGUCUCACCUUCAAGUUCUUCUCCAAAAUGGCCAACACGAUAAAGACGCAGGAGGGUAACGAGGUGGCAUCAGGCGACGGCAGCAAUAACAGCAGCAGCGCCGGAGACGGACAGACAGACCGGGCGGCGGCUCCGAAGCGACUGGCACCACGCUGACACCCUAACUCCCGCCUCAUCUCCACCGGUCCACAUGUAGCAUAGUAACUUAAAAACGACAAAGAAUAUAUUUUAAUAUGUUUCAUAAAGUGUAUAAAUGUUAUCUGAGCUUUUCUAAACCGUUCUGUGUUCGUUUCUGCUUCUUGUCUCAUUUUGGAUAUACUCGGCUCCCAUGUGCACUUCUGCUGGCUCGCCGUGGGCUCAGCUCCUCCUCGACACGUGUGAUCCCGACGGUCAUACAAUAUAUGCACAAGAGUAUCGAGCUCACAGUACUGUGACAGUGUGACUGUCUAAGCACUUGAGGGUUAAGGGCCUUGCUCAAGCAACCUUCUGAUUAUCAGUCCUGUACCGUGCUGAGCUACUACUGACCCUAAUGGCAUCAAAUCCUUCUGAGAAGCUUCUCACAAGACUUUGAAGUGUGUCUGUGUGUGGGAAUUUGUGCCCAUUCAGUAGGGCAAAAGAUGACAGUGUUUGUAUGGCUGGGCGCUGAUCGAUCAGUCAAUGUUCCGGUUCAUCCCAGAGCUGUCGACUGAGAUUAUUGCUCUGUUCAGGAUGCUGAAGUUAUCAGUUAUUGUGGCUGAAACACAUUCAUUCAUUAAAAGGGCGUCCCAAUACUUUUGUCUAUUGUUUAUUAUCGUAUGAUUUUUAUUUUCCACUUUUAUCCUCUGUUAAAUAAAAUCUCUGUAUGUUUAUUGAUCUGAUGCACUGAUUUC
This is a messenger RNA of Trichomycterus rosablanca, 1280 nucleotides long. It is a transcript of the gene esm1, whose product is annotated as endothelial cell-specific molecule 1. The transcript is spliced from 3 exons. The coding region runs from base 1 to 567 and encodes 188 amino acids. Gene Ontology annotation, cellular component: extracellular region. The record is from RefSeq and is a predicted model, not a curated record. NCBI's taxonomy places the organism in Eukaryota, Metazoa, Chordata, Actinopteri, Siluriformes, Trichomycteridae.